Rotaria sp. Silwood1 is the source of this 324-nucleotide messenger RNA. The record is from the annotation of a GenBank genome assembly. Lineage: Eukaryota; Metazoa; Rotifera; Eurotatoria; Philodinida; Philodinidae.
AUGGGUAAUACAACAUCAGAAGUAGCUUCAGAUGUGAAAGCUCAGAUAAAUUUAGGUGGUCAAAAUCUAGAACUUUGUCAAUUUGUGGCUUUGAAAGUAACAAUAAGUGAAAUCGUCAAACAACGAAAUAAUACUUAUACUUAUAAUAAAUUAAAAAAAAUGAAUAAUAUAACAAAAGAAUGUCCAGAUGUAAGUGUUACAACUAAUUAUGGAGGUUAUUGUUAUUUUGGUGAAUAUUCACUUUCAUUUGCGGCUGUUUUACAACAAGAAAAAUCAGUUAGAUUAUUAGUUGCUAAAGAUGCUGAUACAAAUUGUCAAGAUUAA